Molecule: messenger RNA, 705 nt
Organism: Suncus etruscus (white-toothed pygmy shrew)
Lineage: Eukaryota; Metazoa; Chordata; Mammalia; Eulipotyphla; Soricidae
Product: beta-crystallin B2-like
Exons: 5
Coding region: 88-705 (205 amino acids)
Biological process (GO): lens development in camera-type eye; visual perception
Molecular function (GO): structural constituent of eye lens
Source: RefSeq, a predicted model, not a curated record
GAAAAUGAAAAGCAGUAGAUACCCAAAGAGAAGACCCAGCACCCCAACCUCACUGCUGCCUCGUGUUUUCUUCCAGAGCCUUCAACCAUGGCCUCCGACCACCAGAACCCUGCAGGCAAGGGGCACCCUUUCAGCCCCAAGAUCAUCAUCUUUGAACAGGAGAAUUUCCAGGGCCGCUCGCAGGAGUUCAGCGGGCCCUGCCCCAGCCUGAAGGAGACAGGCCUGGAGAAGGCGGGAUCCAUCCUGGUGCAGGCCGGCCCCUGGGUAGGCUAUGAACAAACCAACUACAAGGGGGAGCACUUCGUGCUGGAGAAGGGCGAGUUCCCACGCUGGGACGCCUGGACCAGCAGCCGGAGGACCGACUCCCUCAGCUCCCUGAGGCCUGUCAAAAUGGAUAGCCAAGAGCACAAGAUCAUUCUCUAUGAGAACCCCAACUUCACGGGGAAGAAGAUGGAGGUGCUGGGUGACGACGUGCCCAGUCUCCACGCCCACGGCUUCCAAGAGAAGGUGUCAUCGGUGCGGGUGCUCAGUGGGACGUGGGUCGGUUACCAGUACCCUGGCUACCGAGGGCAGCAGUUCCUGUUGGAGAAGGGGGACUACAAGGACAGCACUGACUUUGGGGCCCCUCAUCCCCAGGUGCAGUCAGUGCGCCGCAUCCGUGACAUGCAAUGGAACCCACGAGGCACCUUCCACCCCUCCAACUAG